Molecule: messenger RNA, 1685 nt
Organism: Trichoderma virens Gv29-8
Lineage: Eukaryota; Fungi; Ascomycota; Sordariomycetes; Hypocreales; Hypocreaceae
Exons: 4
Coding region: 1-1476 (491 amino acids)
Biological process (GO): cardiolipin biosynthetic process
Cellular component (GO): mitochondrion
Molecular function (GO): CDP-diacylglycerol-glycerol-3-phosphate 3-phosphatidyltransferase activity
Source: RefSeq, a predicted model, not a curated record
AUGGCGGGAGGAGCUCCCGUCCAGGCUCAUGGAACGGGAGCGGGAUUGCUGGCACCGCUUGUCAGCGAGCUGGAUCGCAUGGCGCCGAGCUUCGAUGUUCGAGGAGAGCAGAUCCGCAUCUUGAAGACGCCGGCCGAGUUCUACGAGACGCUCAAGGACCGAAUACGACAUGCCAAGAAGAGGAUAUUCCUGUCGACGCUUUACAUUGGAAAAUCGGAAAAGGAGCUCAUCGAGACGCUGCGGGAAGCGCUGGGGCGGAACCCGGAUCUGAAGCUGAGCAUCUUGACGGAUGCGCUGCGAGGGACGCGCGAGUCGCCGGAGGCUUCGUGCGCUUCGCUGCUGGCGCCGCUGGUGGACGAGUUUGGGGCUGAUCGCGUGGAGAUUCGCAUGUAUCAUACGCCGAAUUUGACGGGGUUGCGGAAGCAGUAUGUGCCGAAGAGGAUCAACGAGGGAUGGGGACUGCAGCACAUGAAGCUUUACGGAGUGGACGAUGAGAUCAUCAUGUCUGGGGCCAACUUGUCGAUGGACUACUUUACGAACCGACAGGAUCGCUAUCACCUCUUUUCGUCCAAGGAGGUAACUGACUACUUUUGGGGCAUCUACAAUGGCGUCGCAUCGUUUAGUUUCCUCGUUCAGCCCUCAAAAGAGGAUGUCGCUGGAUACACCCUUUCUUGGCCGAUGACAAACUCUGCUCCAUCACCUCUGGAGAAGCCGCAGACUUUUGUCAAGAAAACUACAUCUACGCUGCAGGCGCUUAUAGCCGCACCCGAAAAGCAGCCAGAGAGCGAGCUCAAGGACACUCGAGUGUACAUGCUCAGCCAAAUGUCUCAAGUCAUGAAACCAGAUACAUCGACGGAGCUUCCUGUGUUGACGCGGAUUCUCGAGAGGUUGUCUGAGCCGGAAUAUGCUGGAUCGUCAUGGACAUUUACCGCGGGAUACUUUAACCCAGCUCCGUCAUUAACCAAGCUGCUUCUUAACACAGCUUCCAACAAAAACGUCGUCCUUACGGCGGCGCCUGAAGCUAACGGCUUCUACAAGUCGAAGGGAGUGUCUGGGCUUUUGCCGGAUGCUUAUGUGCUUCUCGCUCGUCGCUUUCUAUAUGCCGUCCAGCAACGUGGUCGCGAAGGGGACAUUACGUUGAAAGAGUGGCGCUUUGGUACAACUGGUCAGCCUGGGGGAUGGACAUACCACGCAAAGGGCCUCUGGAUAACAAUGCCCGGCGAUGCAAACCCUAGCAUGAGCAUCAUUGGCAGUUCCAACUACACCAAGCGAAGCUACUCGCUCGAUCUUGAGGCGGGAGCCCUGAUUGUGACUCGCAACGAAGCACUAAAGGCCCGGCUCGGAGAGGAACAGGGCUGGCUGCAGGAUCAUGCCGCGGGAGUCACGAUGGAAGACUUUACCAGGAAUGAGCGGAGGGUCAGUCUCAAGGUGCGGAUUGCCAUGUGGAUUGUCAAGGUUGUGGGAGGCGCUUUGUGAUUGGGAUGGGCUUUUUUGGGUUUGGUUCGGAGUGAGAGAUUUAAAAACGAGAUACCCAAAUGGGAUGAAAUAGAAUUUUAUAGACUAGAUGAUGUAUUUCUAGCUGGACGCCGAUAGUCGAUGGCGUACUUAUUGUGAGUCACCGUCUGCUCUGCAUCACACUACCGAUAUGUCCGGGAUGAUAGCUUCAAUAUGAACUUGUGAACAUG